Messenger RNA from Jaculus jaculus (lesser Egyptian jerboa), 978 nucleotides. Its product is annotated as cytochrome c oxidase assembly factor 7. Lineage: Eukaryota; Metazoa; Chordata; Mammalia; Rodentia; Dipodidae. The transcript is spliced from 3 exons. Gene Ontology annotation, cellular component: mitochondrial intermembrane space. Gene Ontology annotation, molecular function: protein binding. Bases 29 to 724 code for a protein of 231 amino acids. The record is from RefSeq and is a predicted model, not a curated record.
GUCCGCGAGGAGCGUGAGCCGGGGAGUCAUGGCGGGCUUGGUGGACUUCCAGGACGAGGAGCAGGUGAAGUCCUUCCUGGAGAACAUGAACGUGGAGUGUCACUACCAGUGCUACCGAGAGAAGGACCCGGAUGGCUGCUAUCGGCUGGUGGACUAUCUGGAAGGCAUCCAGAAGAAUUUCGACGAGGCUGCCAAGGUGCUGAAGUUCAACUGUGAAGAGAACAAGCACUCUGAGAGCUGCUACAAACUGGGCGCCUACCACGUGACUGGAAAAGGUGGAUUGACCCAGGACCUGAAAACAGCUUUCAGGUGCUUUCUGAUGGCCUGUGAGACACCGGGGAAGAAGUCUGUGGAAGCGUGUCACAACGUUGGGAUCCUGGCACACGACGGACAGGUCAAUGAGGACGGCCAGCCCGACCUGGGGAAGGCCAGGGACUACUAUGCCAAGGCCUGUGACGGCAGCUAUGCCGCCAGCUGCUUCAACCUCAGCACCAUGUUUCUGCAGGGCGGCCCCGGCCUUGCCAAGGACAUGGGUCUGGCCUGUAAAUACUCCAUGAAAGCCUGUGACCUGGGCCAUAUCUGGGCCUGUGCCAAUGCCAGCCGCAUGUAUAAGCUGGGAGAUGGCGUGGAUAAGGACGAGGCCAAGGCCGAGGUGCUGAAAAAUCGGGCCCAGCAGCUGCACAGAGAGCAGCAGAAACAUGUGCAGCCCAUAACGUUCGGGUGAUGUGGCCCAGUGUCUCUCCCUGGCAGCAGACAGCUCGAGAUUCACACUACCUCCCUGAUGCCGCACGAGCCCUUGAAGUCAGCCCACUGCAAAAUGAAACUUGGGGUGCCAUCUGCCCUGUUUAUGUACAUCCUUCUGGAGCUGGAGAGAUGGCUUAGAGGUUAAGGCAUCUGCCUGUGCAGCCAACAGACCCAGGUUCAAUUCCCCAGGACCCAUGUAAGACAGUUCACAAGGUUGCACAUGAAUCUGGAACU